UAAAGGCACAUCUGAACCUCGGUUGCAGAGAUAUAAAUGGAGCUCGCCGAAUGCUAGCAUAGAGAGAAGCCAUAUUUCAUUAUCGCAUUUCCUUUUACAGUGUGCAACUCAGCCAAAAACAUGGAAAAUCAGAAAAAGCCUUCAUCGUCCACGGACGGGUUCUUUCAAAUUCUACCCGACGUGCCCCCUGCGUAUACACAUACCGAAACUCAGCAACAAGGUCGCCAUAUUGGAUCAGACGACACGGUCUUUGCGAGAAUCUUAGAGCUGUAUCUUCCAAGAGAAUCUGCUGAAGUGGGCACCGCUAUUCACAAACUUGGUCGCCGCGCUCUCCAUCCAUCAACCCUACGCCUGGCCACCGAUGCCGAGGUAAACCAGCCCGUUCUCCGGCCACUCACCACGUUCGGUGGAGAGAAUCGUAUCGAUCCUCUGUGGACAGGUGAGGGCUGGAGAACACUCAAAGCGAUUGGGCAAGAAGAGGGGUUGGUCACUGUGGCGUAUGAAGAGGACAAUAGUUCCUGGAAUCGGCGGGUUCAUCAGUUCGCGCUCAAUCAUGUCUGGAGUAGUAGUGCAGCCAUGACUGGCUGCCCUGCGUCGAUGACAGAUGGGGCAGCGAAGUUGCUGGCGGGGCAUUUGGAUGAUCCUGACGGUGACCAACCCGGGCGCAGCGGGGUGCUCCGCGAGGCAUACCGGCGGCUGAUAUCGCGAGAUCCAAAUGAGGCUUGGACUACUGGGCAGUGGAUGACCGAACGAACUGGCGGGAGUGAUGUACGAGAGACAGAAACAGUUGCGCGACGAUUGACUGUAGAGGAAGCGUCCCAAGACGUGGAGACUGGACGAGACCUUGACGCUCACGGUAUGCCGUUGGGACCAUGGCGUAUCGAUGGUUUUAAAUGGUUCAGCAGUGCAACAGACUCGGACAUGACUUUGAUGCUAGCCCAAACGGAUGAGGGGCUUAGUCUGUUCUAUACCCCUACACGACGACGCUCCAGUAAGCAGAAAGACGCUGGGGAGCUAAACGGGAUUCGCAUUCAGCGCCUUAAGGAUAAACUCGGCACCAAGUCUCUGCCCACAGCUGAGCUGGAACUGAAGGGCGUCCGGAGCUGGCUAAUAGGCCAAAAGGGCAAAGGUGUGAAAGAAAUUUCCACAGUUCUUAACAUCACUCGACUGUAUACCGCAGGCGGAUCUGUUGCAGGUUGGGGUCGCGGUCUCGCAGUCUGCCGGGCGUACACUCGGGUCCGCAAAGUGCGAGGAGCCCUCCUUCAAGAAAAUAGGCAGCACGUUCGAUGGAUGGCAAGCGAAACCAUGAAGUAUUGGGCGGCAAUGCAUCUCACAUUUUUUGGUAUUGCAUUGCAAGGCACCGCGGAGCAGGAUUGGGAAUCAAUGGUUCGCAACACAAAGGCCACUAACCUAAUUCCACGGGAUAACACGAAGGCGGCAACCCUUCUUCGACUUGUCACCCCGAUUAUGAAAGCUGUGGUCAGUGUCAAUGCAGUACAUGGACUACGUUCCUGUAUGGAGUGCCUUGGCGGGGUUGGCUAUUGCGAAAACAACGAAGAUGGUGGCUUGCUGAACAUUGCGAAGAUAUUCCGUGAUACCGCUGUCAAUCCCAUUUGGGAAGGAACGGUCAGUGUGAUGGCGGAAGAUGUGGUUCGGGUCGUCACUGACAAACGUCUUGGAGGGGGAAAGGUAGUGGACACAGUUCUUGCGGAUUGGGUGAAGAACAUCCUCGCUACCUGCCAGCUCAAGUUCGCAGAGGAGUGCGUUGUUGUGCAGCAGAGGCUUGAUGCUUUGCGGGAAAUAACAAGUAGACUCGGCAAGGAGGAGCUCCUGUGGCGUGGAAGGGAACUUCUUGAACAUGUGGCCGCAAUUGUGUGUUCCUGUCUGCUCAUGUACGAUGCAUCCUCUGAUGGCGAUGACAUUGCGAUAGAGGUUGCAUCCAGGUGGAUGCGUUCCAAAGCUCUUCAGGGUACCCAAAUUCCUGUCAAAGGCACAGAUUGGCAUCGCGAGGCUGCCAUUGAUAAGAGAAUAUUUCUGGGAGAAACCACGCUUCUGUCCAAGAUCUGAGAAGCAGUGGCUGCUAGCCUCUUCAGCAAUUAUUAUUUCUAAUUUUAGGAUUAAUUAUCUCAUGCCCAUA
This is a messenger RNA of Aspergillus ruber CBS 135680, 2137 nucleotides long. RefSeq lists its product as uncharacterized. The transcript has a single exon. Bases 121 to 2067 code for a protein of 648 amino acids. The record is from RefSeq and is a predicted model, not a curated record. Gene Ontology annotation, molecular function: oxidoreductase activity, acting on the CH-CH group of donors. Lineage: Eukaryota; Fungi; Ascomycota; Eurotiomycetes; Eurotiales; Aspergillaceae.